Messenger RNA from Caretta caretta (loggerhead turtle), 7183 nucleotides. It is a transcript of the gene MEIOSIN, whose product is annotated as meiosis initiator. The record is from RefSeq and is a predicted model, not a curated record. Lineage: Eukaryota; Metazoa; Chordata; Testudines; Cheloniidae. Gene Ontology annotation, molecular function: protein dimerization activity.
UUGGAACCCGGGCCCGGCUCGUCCUCGCGCCCCGCCGCGCUCCCGGGAGCUCGCGGCCCGCCCGGGAAAGAUGUGGGGUCAGGUCGGGCGUGCUGGCCCCUGGGAGCCACGUCCUGGCCGCAGCAACUGCCAGCCGCGAACCAUCGGAGACGGAAAGAGACGUGGUAACUACACCAACAUGCUCCGAGAGCUGGCUCAGAUGCUGCCUGUUCCUCUGCAUACCAGCUACAAAAAGCUUACCAAGAAGGAAAUCCUGUUGUGUGUCCUCUGCUACAUUGAGCAUCUGCAGGCGAGCAUCAGCACCGCCAGGACUCUGCUCCAGCUCCGGCGUGGGGAGAAAGAAGAAUUUGAAGCGGGUGCGUUCAGAUGUGCAGAGAUGUCCGCCUGUCAGCGAGGGUGUGGAGACGGCACUCCGCCCAUCACCCCGCGGAGGAGGAGAGCCAAGCUCCUGAACGUUGGCAAGAAACCCCGCAAAGGAAAGCGAUCCUGCAGAUCAGAGCAGCAUGGGGUGAACAAGGAGAUACGUCGGAGCCUGAGCCUGGGGGAAUCGCCCUGGCAGUCUGGGCAGCGCACAGAGGCAGAUCUGCACGCGGCAGGCGAAGGGGCCGUCCUUUCUCCUGGCAUGAAGCAGCUUCUGUUCCAGUUCAGCCGAAGGGACCCGGCGCUGGGGUCUCGCCAGCCCACAGGCAGCGCCUUCCUGGACAGGGGCAAAGGUGGCAUUCCCGACUGUGCAGCAGAUUGGUGCGUAGGCUGUGACCGAGAGGGGAGCCAGGAGGAGGAUGACAUCUGCUCUACCUGCGAGGCUCAGCUGAUUUACCGGGAGCAGCGUCGGUACGACGGGCCGGACCUUGCUCUGCUGGGGCAGGAGCUGGUGCAGUAUUAUUCCUGCGGGGAGGAAGAAGAGGAUGGGCUGGAUGCUGGUCCUUGGCUCUCAACCCAGUCCCCUGUGUGUAGUUCCCAUGGCAGCUCACUCCUGUGCUCUCCCGGGAGCGGAGGCCAAAUCGGGGCUUGCUGGGCCAGUAAGGAUCUGGGCUUGAGCCCCUCGCUGUUCUCCUCUCCUGGACGGCUGCUUCCCGGUCAUAUUCUGCAGGGGGGGUCAGAGGAGCUAUCCCAAGGUUUGUUUGAGGACGUGUGUCUGAGCCCAGAGUCUGCUGGUUCCUCGGACAGCCUGGCUGGGACCCUGCUGAGAAAGUCCACCUUCUCGCUGGAUCAUUGCUACCUCUCCUACAGCGAGGCGAGUAAAACCGAUUCCAGCCCCAGCUCAGGAGUGACGGAAUUAAUGGGGGUGUGGAGUGGGCAGCUCUUGCAGGAGGGUUCCAGCCCUGGACCGGCUCGCUCCAUGUCCUCCAGCGACGAGAACAGCGACAGCACCUGGAUCCCUUACAAGCGGACGAAGCUGCCACCUGCUGCCAGCCGGAAAAGGAAGAAGGGGGAAGGCGGGCGGCAGCCGGAGGCCUCCAGCAAGUCCCGGUCCCCCUUGCAGCUGAAGAAGAAAUGUGUCAAUGGGUUCAUCAUGUUCUGCCGGCUGAACCGCAAGCAGUACAUUCGCGCCUGCCCGGGGAUGGCGUCCACCGCGGCCACCAGGGAGCUGGCACAGCUGUGGCGCACCAUGACAAAACAGGAGCGGAGGCCCUACUGUGUCAAGGCCCGGAGGUUCAGCAGGCUGAACAACCGCAUCGUGAAGCAGGACUUCUCCAGCGGGGGAGAGGAGGAGGAGGAGAUGGAGGCUCCUAAGCCAUUUCAUUUGCUGCUGGCCGAGAAAUCCCUCGGUUCCCGGGACCUGGGACCGCCAGCCCCGCCCUGCUCGCUCCCACACCCAGCCCUGGAGUCUGUGUGACGAAGGGCAGUGCAGGGCCCCUCCCACCCAGCGUGCUGGGGCCCCCAUCCCCUGAUGUGGCACCUCUUCCUUCCUUUGGAGACACUUGCUGCUCCAUUGAAAUGAACGAGGGUGCUUGGGAACAGGCAGGGGCUACAGCGUGCGUGUUGCCGUUGGGAGACAAGGCUUUGGGGUUUGUAGACUGGCCUCUUGUUUUAGCUCUGGCAAGGAGAAAUUGUGUGUGGGUGUGGCGGAGUGGCUCAUGUUUUUAAUUAAAAUCCUAUUUAUUCUGAUAGUUUUCCGCCAUAACUACACCACUGUGCCGAUCAGAGAGCACCGACCCCGGGCUGCCCAUAGGUCUGGUCAGUUCCAAACUGCCCUGUCCAACCAGCUAAGGGAGGGUUGCUUGGGCAUAAGGGUAGCCGUGGUUAAAUGGAGGAUUAGAGGCCCCCCCCUCCCCCCAAAAGAAAACCAAACCGUCCUCCACUGGUUCAGGCCAGACUUGUAUUGGAUUCUGUUCGUUGCUUGAAUAGUUUGACAGCUGUUAUAUGUAUGUAUGUAUUUAUUUAUUUAUUGGUUUUAGAAUAAAGCUCAUUUGUGGGUUUCCUGGCUCCGGUCCGAGGUCUCAGACCCCCCUGGGGCAGCCCCAUUCACCACUCCUCCUGGGUUUAUUCAAAGCAGGAAGAGCAGCAGGGGUUGUGGUUGGGCUGAAAACUCUUCCUUUGUUCAGCCACUGAGCUAUCAGAAGGGGAUAUUUUAGAUAAGGGUUUCCCAAAGUGUGGGGCACACGCCCCUAUGGGGACACAUGAUGGACUGGUUGGAGGGUGCACUCACGCUGCUUCGUUGUCUUCCAGAAUCUCGCAUGAGUCUCUAGCUCUUACGGCUGUGAAGGAAACCUGGAAAACACGCUCCAGGUACCCUGCUUCUGAUUCCUGGCUCUUUUGGCUGUGGCCUCCGGCUUCUGGCUCUGGGUCUGAGCCUUGGGUCCAUUUCCCAACUCCUGCUGUGACCGCUAGGCCUGACUGCCCCAAGCCCUGGUUCCUGAUGCCUGACUCCCAUUGAAAUCAGUCCUUUGAGCCCUGGGGCCUUGGCCGCUAGAACAGGGCUAACACCCCCACCUGCAGGCUCUGCAGUGACCGGGAGGUCUCUGGCGCUCGCUCACACCUCAGCGCUCCCUAGCAGCACCAACUGGAUCACCGCUACAGCCUGGGUCUGCCGUGGCCAGCUCCCAUCCGAGCAGCUAAUGCCAUGGCGGCUGCUUCCUUGGGGCUGCCACCGCCCCAGCUGGCCUGGCUCUGGUGCUCCCUGUCCUCGGCUGGCGCAGCGGUGAUGGUGGUGUCCCUCCAUCUGCCUGGUGAGUGAUGCUGUCACACCGGUCCCACAGGUGGUUUCCAGGAGGGCCGAGGCUACGCAGAGGUGGGGCUGGCAGCUGGCCCGGGCCAGAAUUCCCGCCCUGCUCUCUCUGCCCGCUAGCCAGGGCCUGUGCCAAGUGGAUCCAGCUCAGACGGAAGAGAUCCUUAACCCCAGCGCCUUCCACCCCCUGAUGUUUCUCACCUCUGCCUGUUGCAGGCAAACUGCAGGGGGAAGUUUCCUACCCCCUACUCUGCUCCUCUGCCAGGCCUGAUCCAGACCAGCUGCUCCUGGAAUUUAGGACCUGCCGCAUGGAGACGUGAGCCGAGGCUGCCCUGGGGGGUUAUUUCCACGCGACUGAGGGGUUCCUCUGCCCUGAGUUUUAAUGGGUUGACCCCCUCGGUAACCAGAGCACCAUGGGAGGCGGGAAGGUAUGAGUCCCCUUCUCCCACCCUUCCGGCUGCAGCCAGCCAGAGUCCAGGGAAUGGCGAGGGGUGAAGCGGGACCUGUGGGCAAGAGGAACCCUGUAGAAACGUAGCCUGCUAGGAGACCCUGAGUGAUGUGGGUGCUUCUGGGUGGUAAUCACAGCCCCCCGGCCCUGACUAGAGCCCCAGAUGUGCCGCAACGGGUGGGGUUCUGCUGGAAAGCAGGGGAUGGAAUUUGGCCAGGCCGCAGCCCUACUGACACUGUCCCGUGAACACUCUGCUCCAGCCUCAGCUGCUGCUUUUAAUUCCCGAGGUGCCAGGCUCGAGUCCCGCAGAUGGCGACCCCCCUGCCCCCAAAGGCGCUGUGAUAUGAGCACCGUGGAGCCCUGUUCCGUGGAGGCUGCCUAGGCCCCACUGCAGAGGAGGCUGUAGGAGCCAGCCCGUGGGGAUGGGGGCCAUGCCUUGGAGGCAGCGCUGACCAUGUCCCCAUGGUUAACUUCAAGUUUCAGGCGUUGAUUUGGCUCCGUUCCCAUGGCCCAAAGAGUAGAGGGUCCAGCUGAGCCCCUCCAGCCUGGCUCUUGCAGGGGGAGAUUCAUGCUGCAGAGGCUCACCUGGGAGGAUGGCACAUUUAAUGGUGCAAAACUUGGGUGCCCUUUGCCCUCCUGGCAUCACCCAAGAUCCACUGAGGGGGUUGGGGAGAGAUCUGUAGGGGGAGGAGGCGCAAACAAGGGAAAGUCCUGGCACAAGGAACCCUAAAAAGCUGGGAGAUGAAUGUCCCCAACCCUCAGUUUCCCAUCUCCAGGCUGAGGAAGGGUAAUUAGUUGAUUAGCAUGCUGCAAGCUGUUGGCAAGAGCCAUUCAUGGCUGACUGGGCAUCCCGGGGCUCCGCACACAGGUUACAAUGCAAAUUCCUGGAGGUGCUUUCCCCUAGCCAGCCGCCAAACACACCAGCCCUGCGCCCCCUGCUGCACGCAGCAUAAUUGGAAGAGCAAAAGACUCAAAAACUAACAGCAAAAAAAACUAUUUCGGUACAUCAGAAGCAGGAAGCCUGCCAGACAAUCAACGGGGCCAAUGAACAAUGGAGAUGCUAAAGGAGCACUCAAGGAAGACAAGGGUGUUGCAGAGAAGUGAAAUGAAUUCCUUGCAUCAGUCCUUACCGCUGGGGAUGUGAGGGAGAUUCCCACACCUGAGCCGUUCUUUUUUGGUGACAAAUCUGAGGAGCGAUCCCAGAUUGAGAUGUCAGUAGAGGAGGUUUUUGGAACAAAUUGGUAAAUUAAACAGUAGUAAGUCACCAGGACUAGAUGGUAUUCACUCAAGAGUUCUGGAGGAACUCAAAUAUGAAUCUGCAGAACUACUAACUGUGGUAUGUAAUCUAUUGCUUAAAAGAGCCUUUGAAGCAGAUGACUGGAGGGUAGCUAAUGGCAGAUGAAAUUCAGUGUUGAGAAAUGCAAAGUAAUGCAUAUAAUCCCAACUAUACAUACAAAAUGAUGGGGUCUAAAUGACCUGUUCCCACUCAAGAAAGAGAUCUUGGGGUCACUGUGGAUAGUUCUUUGAAAAUAGCCACUCACCGUGCAGCGGCAGUCAAAAAAGCGAACAGAAUGCUGGGAACCAUUAGGAAAGGGAUAGAUAAUAAGACAGAAAAUAUCAUAACACCACUAUAUAAAUCCAUGGUACGUCCACACCCUGAAUACUGUGGGCAGUUCUGGUUGUUCUAGCUCAAAAAAGAGAUAUUGGAAUUGGAAAAGGUUCAAAGAAGGGCAAUGCAGAUGAUCAAGGGGAUGAAACAGCUUCCAUGUGAGGAGAGAUUAGAAAGCCUGGGACUGAUCAUCUUGGAAAAGAGAUGCCUGAGGGUAUGACGGAGGUCUGUAAAGUCUUGACUGGCGCGGAGAAAGUGACAAAAGGAAGUGACAAGAACUAGGGGUCACCCAAGGAAAUUAGUCGGCAGCAGGGUUAAAACAAAAGGAAGUAUUUCUUCACACAAUGCACAGGCAACCUGUGGAACUCACUGCCAGGAGAUGUUGUGACGGCCAAAACUAUAACAGGGUUAAAAAAAGAAUGAGAGAAACUCCUGUAGGAUGGGUCCAUCAAUGGCUGGUAGCCAAGGAGGUCAGGGACGCAACUCCAUGCUCUGGGUGUCCCUAGCCUCUGACUCAGAAGCUGGGAAGGGGCGACAGGGGACGGAUCACUUGAUGAUGACCUGUUCUGUUCAUUCCCUCUGGGGCACCUGGCACUGGCCACUGUCGGAAGACAGGACACUGGGCUAGAUAGACCCUUGUCUGACCAAGUAUGGCCAUUUUUAUGUUCUGUUAGGAUCUGGGCACGUCAGGAGCUUUGGGGACAAGCGUGACGGGUUUUCAGACACAAUGAGGCCAGAAGGAACCAUUCUGAUCAUCCACUCUGACCCCUCCCCUGCCCCCCCAGUGAUUCUGGCCUCCAGCCCAUAGCUUGUGGUUGAGCUAGCUUUCCUAGGACAACAUCCAGUCUUCAUUUAAAGACCCUCACCCCUGCAUCAGUCGUUAUUUCUCAUCCCUGUUACAUGCUGGCACCUUAUUUCCAGUCUGAAUUUAUCUCACUUCAGCUGCAGUCACGAGAUGGCGCUCUCUCUUUGUCUGCUGGAUUGGAGAACCCUGUGCUCUCAGGUGUGUCCUCAGGCAAGUGCUGAAAGACCAGGAUUAAGGCACCACUGAACUGCCCUUGGAUAAUCUAAAUACACUGAGUUUCCUCCCCAUCAGAAAAGUUGCACUGGUCACCCCAGGACAGUUUUCCCAGGCCGGGAAUCUGCCAGUAUGGAGAGGGCGUGUGGGCCAUGCACCAGGACUCAGGAGAGCUAGGUUCUGUUCCGGGAUGUACCACUGGCCUGCUGGGUGACCUUGACCAAAAUCCUUCCCGUCUCUGUGCCUCAGUUUCCCCACCCAUCCUUUGUCUAAUUAGUUUAAGCUGUUUGGAGCAGGGACACUCUCUCAACCUGUAUCUGGGCAGUGCCCGGCCGAAGGGGCCCCAUAUCUCAGUCACUGUGUGUCUAGGCAGCGCCCGGCGCGAUGGGGCCCUGAUCUUGGAUGCGGACCUCUAGGUGCUACUGCAAAACACCUAAUAAAAUCCAGUACCAGCACAGGGAUGUGACCGCCUGUUAACAGAGGGACCCAAACAAGGUUUGCCUCUAGUCUAACCAGCAAGUGGCGCUGGAGCACACGUCUGCCCCAUCAGCACCCCCUGGUCGGUGGGCCCUUCCUUUCAAAGCAGGCAGCCAGCUCUCUGCCUCAGUUUCCCUAACUGUGAAAAGGGGGAGGCCAAAGUCUGCCUGCCUCUUGGGGGUGUGUGGAGGACGGUUAAUGCUUGCGUGCAGCAUUUGUAACUCUAGUGAAGAGCUGGGUGAGCUGAAAAUCCUCCCUGAGCCACCUGUACAUGGUUAUGGGGGUGCUGCUUUGACACCCCGAUUCUCCUCCCUGCCUCACCCCCAUUUGUAUAAUCCCCUAGCACCUCGCUAUGCAGCAGCCUGGCACACCCUCACCCUGCCAGUGCCCACACAGCAAGGCCCAUGGCCCUGCCCCUCACAUUAUGUCUUGUAGGUGUCAGAUGCCCCCCCCCCCCCCCCC